Messenger RNA from Strigops habroptila (Kakapo), 1332 nucleotides. RefSeq names its product angiopoietin-related protein 7-like. The transcript is spliced from 6 exons. Bases 1 to 1332 code for a protein of 443 amino acids. NCBI's taxonomy places the organism in Eukaryota, Metazoa, Chordata, Aves, Psittaciformes, Psittacidae. The record is from RefSeq and is a predicted model, not a curated record.
AUGGGGCCCAUCCUCCCCUGCCUGAUGGAGGUCCGUCCCAGCAAGAGCUCUGCCAGGGCAGCUUUGCUAUCCCUCGUCCUUGUGGCCACGCUGGGCAGCCCCUCGCUGCAGAAAUCCCUGCCCGUGGCAUACAGAGACCACGAGGGUCCCCGGGAUGGCAUGGGCCUGAUCCAGUGCGGGGAGUACAGCAACCAGGUGCUGCCCAAUGGCCGCUGUAAGAUCGUGGCCACGCUGCCGCAGGGGGAUGAGCAGCGGUGCCCGGAUUUGUUCCGUUGCACCGAUGAGGUGUCCUACUGGCUCCAUGAGAAUGAGGAGCGCAAGCAGCAGAUCUUGGAGCUGCGGAAGCUGAUUUCAGAGCUUCAGGAGGAGCUGAGGAACCACCGGCACGGCAUCAAAGCCCUUGAGCUCCAGCAUGAGGAGGCAUCCGGCCGGAACCACAGCCUGGCUCAGCGGGUGCAGGACCUGGAGCACCAGUACAGCGAGGCCAGCACCCUGCAGCACAUCCAGGCCACGCUGCUGUACGACAUGCAGGCACAGAUUAACAACAUUUCCGUCCUGACCGACUGGGCCUGGCGCAAUCCCACCUGCCUGGGUCCUGCCGAGAUGAGGCUGCAGGAGGAGAUGCACCAUCCAGAGGCGAGGCACAUCAGGAACUGCCCCAUUGACUGCGCUUCAGUUUACUACAAUGGGCUCCGGCGAUCUGGUGUCUACAGCAUCAUGCCCUUAGUCGGAGGGAUGCCUAUUGAAGUGCUGUGUGAGAUGGACACUGAAGGUGGGGGUUGGACAGUCAUCCAGAGGCGUCAGGAUGGCUCAGUUGAUUUCAACCGGACCUGGAAUGAGUACAAGGAGGGCUUUGGGGACCUCAAUGGUGAGUUCUGGCUGGGCAACGAGAACAUCCACAAGAUGACAAGCCAAGGAGACUACUCUCUUCGCAUUGACCUGGAGGACUGGAACAGCAAGCACAAGCACGCCUUCUACCAGGUCUUCAGCAUUGAGGACGAGGCAAACUAUUACCGCCUGCAUGUGGAUGGGUUCAGCGGGACAGUGGAGGAUUCCUUUGCCUGGUACCACAACAAGAGGAGCUUCAGCACACCCGACACAGGGAACAUCUGCGCUGAGAUUUCCCAUGGAGGCUGGUGGUACCACCAGUGCUUUUUCUCCAACCUCAAUGGGGUGUACUACAAGGGCGGCCGAUACUCCAUUAAAAACCGCAAGGUCCUGGGGCCGGAUGGUAUCGUGUGGUACUCAUGGAAGGACACAGACUACUACUCCCUGAGGAAGGUGGUCAUGAUGAUUCGACCACGCACUUUCCGACCCCACCUCUCCCCAUGA